Mandrillus leucophaeus (drill) is the source of this 14560-nucleotide messenger RNA. RefSeq names its product ankyrin 2, neuronal (gene ANK2). The record is from RefSeq and is a predicted model, not a curated record. Gene Ontology annotation, molecular function: protein binding. The transcript is spliced from 48 exons. Bases 199 to 12459 code for a protein of 4086 amino acids. Gene Ontology annotation, cellular component: T-tubule. Gene Ontology annotation, biological process: regulation of cardiac muscle contraction; protein localization to T-tubule; signal transduction. NCBI's taxonomy places the organism in Eukaryota, Metazoa, Chordata, Mammalia, Primates, Cercopithecidae.
AGAUUUAACAAUGCAGUCAGAUAAACAGUUGUGGCAGCUGCUGCCAUGGCAACGUCACCGUCCUUACCCUCCCAGUGCGCGCCCCUUCCCCACCCCUCCUCCUCCUCCUGCUUUCCUCCAGUAAGUGCAUACUCGCUAGUGGUCUGUACAGGCGGCACGGUUUGAUGGCAGAGAUAUUUUCUUUCCAAACUGUUCAAAAUGAUGAACGAAGAUGCAGCUCAGAAAAGCGACAGUGGAGAGAAGUUCAACGGCAGUAGUCAGAGAAGAAAAAGACCCAAGAAGUCUGACAGCAACGCGAGCUUCCUCCGUGCUGCCAGAGCAGGCAACCUGGACAAAGUCGUGGAAUAUCUGAAGGGGGGCAUAGACAUCAAUACCUGCAAUCAGAAUGGACUCAACGCUCUCCAUCUGGCUGCCAAGGAAGGCCACGUGGGGCUGGUGCAGGAGCUGCUGGGAAGAGGAUCCUCUGUGGAUUCUGCCACUAAGAAGGGAAAUACCGCUCUUCACAUUGCAUCUUUGGCUGGACAAGCAGAAGUUGUCAAAGUUCUUGUUAAGGAAGGAGCCAAUAUUAAUGCACAGUCUCAGAAUGGCUUUACUCCUUUAUACAUGGCUGCCCAAGAGAAUCACAUUGAUGUUGUGAAAUAUUUGUUGGAAAAUGGAGCUAAUCAGAGCACUGCUACAGAGGAUGGCUUUACUCCUCUAGCUGUGGCACUCCAGCAAGGACACAACCAGGCAGUGGCCAUCCUCUUGGAAAAUGACACCAAAGGGAAAGUGAGACUGCCAGCUCUGCAUAUUGCCGCUAGGAAAGACGACACCAAAUCUGCCGCACUCCUUCUUCAGAAUGACCACAAUGCUGACGUACAAUCCAAGAUGAUGGUGAAUAGGACAACUGAGAGUGGUUUUACUCCUUUGCACAUAGCUGCACAUUAUGGAAAUGUCAACGUGGCAACUCUUCUUCUAAACCGGGGAGCUGCUGUGGACUUCACAGCCAGGAAUGGAAUCACUCCUCUGCAUGUGGCUUCCAAAAGGGGAAAUACAAACAUGGUGAAACUCUUACUGGAUCGAGGCGGUCAGAUCGAUGCCAAAACUAGGGAUGGGUUGACACCACUUCACUGUGCUGCACGAAGUGGGCAUGACCAAGUGGUGGAACUUCUGUUGGAACGGGGUGCUCCCUUGCUGGCAAGGACUAAGAAUGGGCUGUCUCCACUACACAUGGCUGCCCAGGGAGACCACGUGGAAUGUGUGAAGCACCUGUUACAGCACAAGGCUCCUGUUGAUGAUGUCACCCUGGACUACCUGACAGCCCUCCACGUUGCUGCGCACUGUGGCCACUACCGCGUAACCAAACUCCUUUUGGACAAGAGAGCCAAUCCGAAUGCCAGAGCCCUGAAUGGUUUUACUCCACUGCACAUUGCCUGCAAGAAAAACCGCAUCAAAGUCAUGGAACUGCUGGUGAAAUAUGGGGCUUCAAUCCAAGCUAUAACAGAGUCUGGCCUCACACCAAUACAUGUGGCUGCCUUCAUGGGCCACUUGAACAUUGUCCUCCUUCUGCUGCAGAACGGAGCCUCUCCAGAUGUCACUAACAUUCGUGGGGAGACGGCACUACACAUGGCAGCCCGAGCCGGGCAGGUGGAAGUGGUCCGAUGCCUCCUGAGAAAUGGUGCCCUUGUUGAUGCCAGAGCCAGGGAGGAACAGACACCUUUACAUAUUGCCUCCCGCCUGGGUAAAACAGAAAUUGUCCAGCUCCUUCUACAACAUAUGGCUCAUCCAGAUGCGGCCACUACAAAUGGGUACACACCGCUGCACAUCUCUGCCCGGGAGGGCCAGGUGGAUGUGGCGUCAGUCCUAUUGGAAGCAGGAGCAGCCCACUCCUUAGCUACCAAGAAGGGUUUUACUCCCUUGCAUGUAGCCGCCAAAUAUGGAAGCCUGGACGUGGCAAAACUUCUCUUGCAACGCCGUGCUGCCGCAGAUUCUGCAGGGAAGAAUGGCCUUACCCCGCUCCAUGUUGCUGCUCAUUAUGACAACCAGAAGGUGGCGCUGCUGCUACUGGAGAAGGGUGCUUCCCCUCAUGCCACUGCCAAGAAUGGCUAUACUCCUUUACAUAUUGCUGCCAAGAAGAAUCAAAUGCAGAUAGCUUCCACACUCCUGAACUAUGGAGCAGAGACAAACAUUGUGACAAAGCAAGGAGUAACUCCACUCCAUCUGGCCUCGCAGGAGGGGCACACAGAUAUGGUUACCUUGCUUCUGGAUAAGGGCGCCAAUAUCCACAUGUCAACCAAGAGCGGACUCACAUCCUUACACCUUGCAGCCCAGGAAGAUAAAGUGAAUGUUGCUGAUAUUCUCACCAAGCAUGGAGCUGAUCAGGAUGCACAUACAAAGCUUGGCUACACACCUUUAAUUGUGGCCUGUCACUAUGGAAAUGUGAAAAUGGUGAACUUUCUUCUGAAGCAGGGAGCAAAUGUUAACGCAAAAACCAAGAACGGCUACACGCCUUUACACCAGGCCGCGCAGCAGGGUCACACGCACAUCAUCAACGUCCUGCUCCAGCAUGGGGCCAAGCCCAACGCCACCACCGCGAAUGGCAACACUGCCUUGGCGAUUGCUAAGCGUCUGGGCUACAUCUCCGUGGUCGACACCCUGAAGGUUGUGACCGAGGAGGUCACCACCACCACCACAACUAUUACAGAAAAACACAAACUAAAUGUUCCUGAGACGAUGACUGAGGUUCUUGAUGUUUCUGAUGAAGAGGGUGAUGACACAAUGACUGGUGAUGGGGGAGAAUACCUUAGGCCUGAGGACCUAAAAGAACUGGGUGAUGACUCACUACCCAGCAGUCAGUUCCUGGAUGGUAUGAAUUACCUGCGAUACAGCUUGGAGGGAGGACGAUCUGACAGCCUUCGAUCCUUCAGUUCCGACAGGUCUCACACUCUGAGCCAUGCCUCCUACUUGAGGGACAGUGCCGUGAUGGAUGACUCGGUUGUGAUUCCCAGUCACCAGGUGUCAACUCUAGCCAAGGAGGCAGAAAGGAAUUCUUAUCGCCUAAGCUGGGGCACUGAGAACUUAGACAACGUGGCUCUUUCUUCCAGUCCUAUUCAUUCAGGUUUCCUGGUUAGUUUUAUGGUGGAUGCCCGAGGUGGUGCUAUGCGAGGAUGCAGACACAAUGGGCUCCGGAUCAUUAUUCCACCUCGGAAAUGUACUGCUCCAACACGAGUCACCUGUCGACUGGUCAAGCGCCACAGACUGGCAACAAUGCCUCCAAUGGUGGAAGGAGAAGGCCUGGCCAGUCGUCUGAUCGAAGUUGGACCUUCUGGUGCUCAGUUCCUUGGUAAACUUCACCUGCCAACGGCUCCUCCCCCACUUAAUGAGGGAGAAAGUUUGGUCAGCCGCAUUCUUCAGCUGGGGCCUCCUGGAACCAAAUUCCUUGGGCCUGUGAUCGUGGAGAUCCCUCACUUUGCGGCUCUUCGAGGAAAGGAAAGGGAACUGGUGGUCCUGCGCAGUGAGAAUGGGGACAGCUGGAAAGAGCAUUUCUGUGACUACACUGAAGAUGAGUUGAAUGAAAUUCUUAAUGGCAUGGAUGAAGUACUGGAUAGCCCGGAAGACCUAGAAAAGAAACGAAUCUGCCGCAUCAUCACCCGAGACUUCCCACAGUACUUUGCAGUGGUGUCUCGUAUCAAACAGGACAGCAAUCUGAUUGGCCCAGAAGGAGGUGUGCUGAGCAGCACAGUGGUGCCCCAGGUGCAAGCCGUCUUCCCAGAGGGGGCACUCACCAAGCGGAUCCGCGUAGGCCUGCAGGCUCAACCUAUGCACACUGAGCUGGUUAAGAAGAUCCUAGGCAAUAAAGCUACCUUCAGCCCUAUAGUCACUUUGGAACCUAGAAGAAGAAAAUUCCACAAACCAAUUACCAUGACCAUUCCUGUCCCCAAAGCUUCAAGUGAUGUCAUGUUGAAUGGUUUUGGGGGAGAUGCACCAACCUUAAGAUUACUAUGCAGCAUAACAGGUGGAACCACCCCUGCUCAGUGGGAAGAUAUUACAGGAACUACGCCAUUAACAUUUGUCAAUGAAUGUGUUUCCUUUACAACAAACGUGUCUGCCAGGUUCUGGCUGAUAGAUUGUCGACAGAUCCAGGAAUCCGUCACUUUUGCAUCACAAGUAUAUAGAGAAAUUAUCUGCGUACCUUAUAUGGCCAAAUUUGUAGUGUUUGCCAAGUCACAUGACCCAAUUGAAGCCAGGUUGAGAUGUUUCUGCAUGACUGAUGAUAAAGUAGAUAAGACCCUUGAACAACAAGAAAAUUUUGCUGAGGUGGCCAGAAGCAGGGAUGUGGAGGUGUUAGAAGGAAAACCCAUCUAUGUUGAUUGUUUCGGCAACUUGGUGCCAUUAACUAAAAGUGGCCAGCAUCAUAUAUUCAGUUUUUUUGCCUUCAAAGAAAAUAGACUUCCUCUAUUUGUCAAGGUACGCGAUACGACUCAGGAACCCUGCGGACGACUAUCAUUUAUGAAGGAGCCAAAAUCCACAAGAGGCCUGGUGCAUCAAGCUAUUUGCAACUUAAACAUCACUUUGCCGAUUUAUACAAAGGAAUCAGAGUCAGAUCAAGAACAGGAGGAAGAGAUCGAUAUGACAUCAGAAAAAAAUGAUGAGACAGAAUCUACAGAAACAUCUGUCCUGAAAAGUCACCUCGUUAAUGAAGUUCCUGUCCUAGCAAGUCCGGACUUGCUCUCUGAAGUUUCUGAGAUGAAACAAGAUUUGAUCAAAAUGACCGCCAUCUUGACCACAGAUGUGUCUGAUAAGGCAGGUUCUAUUAAAGUGAAGGAGCUGGUGAAGGCUGCUGAGGAAGAGCCAGGAGAGCCUUUUGAAAUCGUUGAAAGAGUUAAAGAGGACUUAGAGAAAGUGAAUGAAAUCCUGAGAAGUGGAACCUGCACAAGAGAUGAAGGCAGUGUGCAGAGCUCUCGGUCUGAGAGAGGAUUAGUGGAAGAGGAAUGGGUUAUUGUCAGUGAUGAGGAAAUAGAAGAGGCUAGGCAAAAAGCACCUUUAGAAAUCACUGAAUAUCCAUCUGUAGAAGUUAGAAUAGAUAAAGAGAUAAAAGGAAAAGUAGAGAAAGACUCAGAGCAGCUACAGACAGUUCAGGAUAAGGCAGGGAAGAAACGUGAGGCUCUGGCUGUUGGCAAGAGCUCUGAAAAGGAAGGGAAAGACAUACCCCCAGAUGAGACACAGAGUACACAGAAACAGCAAAAACCAAGCUUGGGAAUAAAGAAGCCAGUAAGAAGGAAAUUAAAAGAAAAGCAGAAACAAAAAGAGGAAGGUUUACAAGCUAGUGCAGAGAAAGCUGAACUUAAAAAAGGUAGUUCAGAAGAGUCAUUAGAUGAAGACCCAGGUUUAGCCCCUGAACCUCUUCCCACUGUCAAGGCCACAUCUCCUUUGAUAGAAGAAACUCCCAUUGGUUCCAUAAAGGACAAAGUAAAGGCCCUUCAGAAGCGAGUGGAAGAUGAACAGAAAGGUCGAAGCAAGUUGCCCAUCAGAGUCAAAGGCAAGGAGGACGUGCCAAAAAAGACCACUCACAGGACACAUCCAGCGGCAUCACCCUCUCUGAAGACAGAGAGACAUGCGCCAGGGUCUCCCUCCUCUAAAACAGAAAGACACUCUGCUCUUUCCUCUUCUGCCAAAACUGAAAGGCACCCUCCAGUAUCACCAUCAAGUAAAACUGAGAAACACUCACCUGUGUCUCCCUCUGCAAAAACGGAAAGACAUUCACCUAUGUCAUCUUCGAGUAAAACUGAGAAACACUCACCUGUAUCACCCUCGACAAAAACUGAAAGGCACUCCCCUGUGUCAUCUACAAAAACAGAAAGACACCCACCCGUUUCACCUUCAGGCAAAACAGACAAACGUCCACCCGUAUCGCCCUCCGGGAGAACAGAAAAACACCCGCCAGUAUCGCCUGGGAGAACAGAAAAACGCUUGCCUGUUUCACCGUCCGGAAGAACGGACAAGCACCAACCUGUAUCAACAGCUGGGAAAACCGAAAAGCACCUGCCUAUGUCACCUUCUGGCAAAACAGAAAAGCAACCACCUGUAUCCCCCACUUCAAAAACAGAGAGGAUCGAAGAAACCAUGUCUGUUCGGGAGCUGAUGAAGGCUUUCCAGUCAGGUCAGGACCCUUCUAAACAUAAAACUGGACUCUUUGAGCACAAAUCAGCAAAACAAAAGCAGGCACAAGAGAAAGGUAAAGUUCGGAUAGAAAAAGAAAAGGGGCCGAUACUAACCCAGAGAGAAACUCAGAAAACAGAGAAUCAGACAAUCAAACGAGGCCAGAGACUCCCGGUAACGGGCACGACGGAAUCCAAAAGAGGAGUUCGUGCUUCCUCUAUAGGAGUUAAGAAAGAAGAUGCAGCUGGAGAAAAGGAGAAAAUUCUGAGUCGCAAAAUACCUGAACCUGUUCAGUCAGCACCUGAAGGAGAAAGCCACAGAGAGAGCGAAGUCCCCAAAGAAAAAAUGGCUGAUGAGCAGGGAGACAUGGAUCUCCAGAUCAGCCCAGAUAGGAAAACCUCCACUGACUUCUCUGAGGUCAUUAAGCAAGAGUUGGAAGACAAUGACAAAUACCAACAAUUUCGCCUGAGUGAGGAGACAGAAAAGGCACAGCUUCAUUUAGACCAAGUACUCACUAGUCCUUUCAAUACGACAUUUCCACUCGACUACAUGAAAGAUGAGUUCCUUCCAGCUCUGUCUUUACAAAGCGGUGCUUUAGAUGGCAGUUCUGAAAGCCUAAAGAAUGAGGGGGUAGCCGGCUCUCCGUGCGGCAGUCUAAUGGAGGGGACCCCUCAGAUUAGUUCGGAAGAAAGCUAUAAGCAUGAGGGCCUAGCAGAGACCCCUGAGACAAGCCCAGAAAGCCUUUCUUUCUCACCAAAGAAAAGUGAGGAGCAAGUUGGGGAAACAAAGGAAAGCACCAAGAUAGAAACCACCACAGAAAUUCAUUCAGAAAAAGAGCAUCCCACAACCAAAGACAUUACUGGUGGCUCUGAAGAGCGAGGUGCCACAGUCACUGAGGGCUCGGAGACCUCUACUGAGGGUUUUCAGAAAGAGGCCACUCUAGGCUCUCCCAAAGACACAAGCGCUAAAAGAAAAGAUGAUUGCACAGGCAGCUGUAGUGUAGCAUUAGCUAAAGAGACACCCACAGGACUGACUGAGGAGGCAGCCUGUGAUGAAGGUCAACCUACCUUUGGUAGUUCAGCCCACAAGACACAAGCUGAUAGUGAGGCUCAGGAAUCCACAGCCACCUCAGAUGAGACAAAGGCCUCGCCGCUGCCUGAGGCUUCUGUAAAGACAGAUACAGAAACUGAAUCAAAGCCUCAAGGAGUCAUUAGAAGUCCCCAAGGGUUAGAACUUGCACUCCCUAGCCGAGAUAGUGAAGUCCUCAGUGCUGUGGCUGAUGACUCAUUAGCAGUGAGCCACAAAGACUCUCUGGAAGCCAGCCCUGUGCUAGAAGAUAACUCUUCACACAAAACCCCUGAUUCUCUGGAGCCAAGUCCUCUGAAAGAAUCCCCUUGCCGUGACUCUCUGGAAAGCAGCCCUGUUGAACCAAAGAUGAAGGCUGGAAUUUUUCCAAGUCACUUUCCUCUUCCUGCAGCUGUUGCCAAAACAGAACUCUUGAUGGAAGUAGCCUCUGUGCGGUCCCGGCUACUCCGAGACCCUGACGGCAGUGCUGAGGAUGACAGUCUUGAGCAGACGUCGCUCAUGGAGAGCUCAGGGAAGAGUCCCCUUUCUCCCGACACCCCCAGCUCCGAAGAAGUCAGCUAUGAGGUUACACCCAAAACCUCAGAUGUAAGUACACCAAAACCAGCUGUGAUUCAUGAAUGUGCAGAGGAGGAUGAUUCAGAAAACGGGGAGAAAAAGAGGUUCACACCUGAAGAGGAGAUGUUUAAAAUGGUAACCAAAAUCAAAAUGUUUGAUGAACUUGAACAAGAAGCAAAGCAGAAAAGGGACUACAAAAAAGAACCCAAACAAGAAGAAUCCUCUUCAUCCUCUGACCCAGAUGCAGACUGUUCAGUAGACGUGGAUGAACCGAAAUGUACAGGCAGUGGGGAGGAUGAAAGUGGUGUCCCUGGGUUAGUAACUUCAGAGAGCAGGAAGGUGUCUUCCUCCUCAGAAAGUGAACCUGAGUUGACACAGCUAAAAAAAGGUGCUGACUCAGGCCUCUUACCAGAACCAGUGAUUCGAGUGCAACCUCCUUCACCACUUCCAUCAAGCAUGGACUCCAAUUCCAGUCCAGAAGAAGUACAAUUCCAGCCUAUUGUUUCCAAACAAUAUACUUUCAAGAUGAAUGACGAGAUUCAGGAAGAACCAGGUAAAUCAGAAGGAGAAAAAGAUUCUGAAUCCCAUUUAGCUGAAGACAGUCACGCUGUUUCCACUGAAGCUGCAGAUAAUUCUUUUGAUAAGCUAAACAGAGACACUGAUCAGCCAGAAAUCUGUGGUGGCCAUGGGUGUGAGGCCAUGAGUCCUAGCAGCUCAGCUGCUCCUGUCUCUUCAGGUCUGCAGAGUCCAACUGAUGAUGAUAUUGAUGAACAGCCAGUCAUCUAUAAAGAAUCAUUAGCUCUCCAAGGCAGUCAUGAAAAAGACACAGAAGGAGAAGAGCUUGAUGUUUCUAGAGCAGAAUCUCCACGAGUAGAUUGCCCCAGUGAAGGCUUUUCACCUUCGUCCUCUUUGCCUCAUUGUUUGGUAUCUGAAGGAAAAGAAUUAGACGAAGACAUAUCCACCACAUCUUCUAUUCAAAAAACAGAAAUCACAAAAACUGAUGAAACAUUUGAGAACUUACCAAAGGACUGCCCCACUCAAGACUCAUCCAUUACUACUCAAACAGAUAGAUUUUCCAUGGAUGUUCCUGUGUCCGACCUAGCUGAGACGGAUGAAAUCUGUGAUCGCCAAAUAACUAGCCCUUAUGAAAAUGUCCCUUCCCAAUCUUUUUUCUCUAGUGAAGAAAGCAAAACCCAAACAGAUGCAAAUCACACCACAAGUUUUCACUCUUCUGAAGUGUAUUCUGUUACCAUCACAUCCCCUGUUGAAGACGUUGUGGUGGCAAGCUCCUCUAGUGGAACUGUUUUAAGCACAGAAUCUAAUUUUGAGGGCCAGGACAUAAAAGUGAAAUCCCAACAAGAAAGUACCUUGUGGGAAAUGCAAUCAGACAAUGCCUCUUCAUCUUUCGAGCCUACUAUGUCAGCUACAACAGCAGUUGUUGGUGAACAAAUAAGCAAAGUCAUCAUCACAAAAACUGAUGUGGAUUCUGAUUCUUGGAGUGAAAUUCGGGAAGAUGAUGAAGCUUUUGAGGCUCGUGUGAAAGAGGAAGAACAAAAGAUAUUUGGUUUGAUGGUAGACAGACAAUCACAGGGUACCACCCCUGACACCACUCCUGCUAGGACCCCAACUGAAGAGGGGACCCCAACAAGUGAGCAAAACCCAUUUCUGUUUCAGGAAGGAAAAUUGUUUGAAAUGACCCGAAGUGGUGCCAUUGAUAUGACCAAAAGGUCGUAUGCAGAUGAAAGUUUUCACUUUUUCCAAAUUGGUCAAGAAUCCAGGGAAGAGACUCUCUCUGAAGAUGUGAAAGAAGGGGCUACUGGGGCUGAGCCCCUACCGCUGGAGACAUCAACUGAAUCACUAGCACUUCCAGAAUCAAAAGAAACAGUGGAUGAUGAGGCAGACUUACUUCCAGAUGACCUGAGUGAGGAAGUAGAGGAAAUACCUGCUUCGGAUGCUCAACUUAACCCCCAAAUGGGGAUAUCAGCCUCCCCUGAAACACCGACAAAAGAGGCUGUUAGUGUAGGGACCAAGGACCUCCCCACCAUGCAAACGGGUGAUAUGCCUCCUCUGUCUGGUGUAAAGCAGAUAUCCUGCCCCGACUCUUCUGAACCAGUUGCACAAGUCCAGUUAGAUUUUUCCACAGUCACCAGGUCUGUUUAUUCAGAUAGGGGUGGUGAUUCUCCCGAUUCUUCCCCAGAAGAACAGAAAUCAGUAAUUGAAAUUCCUACUGCACCCAUGGAGAAUGUGCCUUCUACUGAAAGCAAAUCCAAAAUUCCUGUAAGGACUAUGCCCACUUCCACCCCAGCACCUCCAUCUGCAGAGUAUGAGAGUUCCCUUUCUGAAGACUUGCUAUCCAGUGUAGAUGAGGAAAAUAAUGAGGAUGAAGCAAAACCAAAGUCCAAACUCCCUGUCAAAGUACCCCUCCAAAGAGUUGAACAGCAGCUCUCAGAUCUAGACACCCCUGUCCAGGAGACAGCGGCUCCUCAGGGACAGGACAUGACAAGCAUCGCACCAGAUAAUAGAAGCAAAUCUGAAUCUGAUGCUAGUUCUUUGGACUCAAAGACCAAAUGCCCAGUAAAAACCAGAAGCUACACUGAGACAGAAACAGAGAGCAGAGAGAGGGCAGAGGAACUUGAGUUAGAAUCAGAAGAAGGGGCCACAAGACCAAAGAUACUUACAUCCCGAUUGCCAGUUAAGAGCAGAAGCACCACAUCUUCCUGCAGGGGUGGCACGAGCCCCACAAAAGAAAGUAAAGAGCAUUUCUUUGACCUUUACAGAAAUUCCAUAGAAUUCUUUGAGGAGAUUAGUGAUGAGGCUUCCAAGUUAGUGGAUAGGCUGACACAGUCAGAGAGGGAGCAGGAACUAGUUUCAGAUGAUGAAAGUAGUAGUGCCCUGGAAGUAUCAGUAAUUGAAAAUCUGCCACCUGUUGAGACCGAGCACUCAGUUCCUGAGGACAUCUUUGACACAAGGCCCAUUUGGGAUGAGUCUAUUGAGACUCUGAUUGAACGCAUCCCUGAUGAAAAUGGCCAUGACCAUGCUGAAGAUCCACAAGAUGAGCAGGAACGGAUCGAGGAAAGGCUGGCUUAUAUUGCUGAUCACCUUGGCUUCAGCUGGACAGAAUUAGCAAGAGAACUGGAUUUCACUGAGGAGCAAAUUCAUCAAAUUCGAAUUGAAAAUCCCAACUCUCUUCAAGACCAGAGUCAUGCACUGUUGAAGUACUGGCUAGAGAGGGAUGGGAAACACGCUACAGAUACGAACCUCAUUGAAUGUCUCACCAAAAUCAACCGAAUGGAUAUUGUUCAUCUCAUGGAGACCAACAUAGAACCUCUCCAGGAGCGCAUCAGUCAUAGUUAUGCAGAAAUUGAACAGACCAUUACACUGGAUCAUAGUGAAGGGUUCUCGGUACUUCAAGAGGAGUUAUGCACUGCACAGCACAAGCAGAAAGAGGAACAAGCUCUUUCUAAAGAAAGCGAGACCUGCGAUCACCCUCCUAUCGUCUCAGAGGAAGACAUUUCUGUUGGUUAUUCCACUUUUCAGGAUGGCAUCCCCAAAACUGAAGGGGACAGCUCAGCAACAGCACUGUUUCCCCAAACUCACAAGGAGCAAGUUCAACAGGAUUUCUCAGGGAAAAUGCAAGACCUGCCUGAAGAGUCAUCUCUGGAAUAUCGGCAGGAAUAUUUUGUGACAACUCCAGGAACAGAAGCAUCAGAGACUCAGAAGGCUACGACAGUACCUGGCUCUCCCAGCAAGACACCUGAGGAAGUUAGCACCCCUCCAGAGGAGGACAGGCUGUACCUCCAGACCCCAACAUCCAGUGAACGGGGAGGCUCUCCCAUCAUACAAGAACCCGAAGAGCCCUCAGAGCACAGAGAGGAGAGCUCUCCGCGGAAAACCAGCCUCGUAAUAGUGGAGUCUGCCGAUAACCAGCCAGAGACCCGUGAAAGACUCGAUGAAGAUGCAGCUUUUGAAAAGGGAGACGAUAUGCCUGAAAUACCCCCAGAAACAGUCACAGAAGAAGAAUAUAUUGAUGAGCAUGGACACACCGUGGUAAAGAAGGUUACUAGGAAAAUCAUUAGGCGGUACGUAUCCUCUGAAGGCACAGAGAAAGAAGAGAUUACGGUGCAGGGAAUGCCACAGGAACCUGUCAACAUCGAGGAAGGGGAUGGCUAUUCCAAAGUUAUAAAGCGUGUUGUAUUGAAGAGUGACACCGAGCAGUCAGAGGUCACUUUGUGUGAGCCCAGCAUUUUGUCCAGUACCUCACAAUUUCAGGCUGAGCCAGUGGAAGGCCGUAGAGUCAGCAAAGUUGUUAAAACAACUGUGGUACGUGGAGAGAGGAUGGAGAAACAUCUGGGGGAUUCUAGUUUAGCCACUGAUCUUCCUUCAGCCAAAGAUGACUUUGAAGAGGCUUUGAGUUACACAGGUAGCCACAUGAAAGUCCACUUACCCAGUUUAGUAGAGAAUGAAAUCCUGAAAGAGGAUGGAUCAAUAAUUAAAAGGACAACAAUGAGUAAAGCCAUUACACAGAAGAGGGCUGUGGUGAAGGACCAGCAUGGAAAACGCAUUGACUUGGAGCACCUGGAGGAUGUACCAGAAGCACUAGACCAGGACGACCUCCAGCGCGAUCUCCAGCAGCUCCUUCGGCAUUUCUGCAAGGAGGACUUGAAGCAAGAGGCCAAGUGAGGGGCUGCCCAGUUCUCACACCAGAAACCACACAUUCACUCAAUAUGCAGCUUCCUGUUUCAGUAGAAGAGUGACCUAACUGGCCUAAUUAAUGGGAUACCCCGACAUUUCCACUGUUAGCAAAUAUACGGCAUUUUGUUUUAGUUUUCCCCCAUCCUCUUUAACUAUAAAGCUAAUUUGUGACCAAAGAUGGCAUCCUUCAUACUGGAUGCUGUAUCCAAUACUUUGUUGUGUCUGUGCUAACCUGGGAACUGGCCACCUCCAUUGUUCUUUGCUUCUGCACAAGAUCCAUGAAAAUCCAUUGAUCAGAAGAACUUCACCUGCAGACCUCUUCAAGUGACACUAUAUAGGAAUCCUUCCAAGGGAUAUCUAUGUACAAUGUAUAUAGUUGAAAUGCUCAGAUGAACAACAUAUUAAAAUUAAAACCACUGCCUAUUGUAACUACACUGGGCAUCAGAAUAAAAGGCCUCUAGAAAUUGCUGAACAAUGGUUAAUUAAGAUAUUGCUAACACAAUCGAGUGAUAAUAUAGUUUUACUACAAAAGAAGCACUUCAGACCUAUUAUGUCCUUAGAACUUCCAGAGUAGCCACUGCUCCCAGUUAAAGGUGGGUUAACAGCCUCGCAGAACUGUCCUGAGACAGUAUUGCUGGUGCUGGCCAGCCAUGGCUUAGGACUCUCCAACAGCCACUCUGAGGGAGGGGAGAAGGGAGCAGAGGCCACACAGAAUGAAACGAUGGGGUAUUCAGUUGCUAGCAGCUACAUUGUGUGGCAUUCUAGCAUCUUCAGGUCUUUAGAUUUUGGACAAGUUUUGGCAGGGUAUUUUAAAAGCUAUAACUACUGUAGUUUUCCAGUUUUCAUUGCUGCUUUAGCAAACCACGCUGUCUUACUGGUGGUACUUUCUUCUGGCCACUGCACUGUAGAUAAUUCAUUGGAAACAAGAUUUACUCACUACAUAAAGGGUUAAACUCCUUCAGUAUGUUGGAGUGCUUUCUUUUUUUUUUUUUCUUUUUUUUUUUUUUUUUUCAGGUUUAUAUCUUCUCUAAUACCUGCAUGUGGCAUUUAAAAAUCAAGACCACGGUCAAACCCCUCUUCUAAUCACAUUAAUUGUUUCCAUUCUUUUUACCCUGAGUGAGCACUUUUCACUUUCCAGCUAGGUCUGUUUUUCAGCUUGCAGACGAGAUUGAGAAAUCCUUGAAAAUUUGGUUUUGGUUAAAAUUUUUGGUUUAUUUAUUUGAAAUCCACACUCCCUUGGAAACUCUUAAGUGCAUUUGUGCACUUCUGUUUGUUUGUCUCAAAGAAGGGACUGUAACAAUCUGAGUAAUUUCCAUGUCCUCUUCCUAUUCCUCUAGUGGUUGAAGCUGUGUAGCAUUUUAACAUAUAUAUAUUCACAAAUAUAUUCAUAUAAACAGUAUACAUUUUGAAUCAGUCAUUUGUUAAAGAAAAGUAUAUUCAAUGAAGAUGAAAUUUAAAUAAAAAAGGACAGAGUCUAUCCUCCAGGGAUUGAACAUUUUCCAAUUAUCUGGUCUUUUCCUGUUGUGCAAAAAUGACUCAUUGCUCCGAAUGUCAAAAACAAAUGCGACAAACAAUGGCACUUCAUCAUUUAAAGUAAUGUUGCCAAGAGAAAAAAUUUCCUGGGAGGGAGGUUUCCCACAAGCCAAAUCUCCCAAGCCUCAAAUGCUAGCACUUUUUGGCAGUUGGAUAGGAAAUGAAACAUUCUUUGGCAGCCAAAAUAAGAGAGGCCGAUGGUGAAACUUUUUGAGACACCCUAUGGCCUUCUUGUCAAAACCUUCACUGGAGCUCAAGAAAAGCAUUUCUGUUGUGUUAUUUGCAGUGCAGAUGAUGUCUGUGUAACAACAUAAUGGUUAUUCACCCUUUUUUGAUUUUGAUUUUUGCUGUGUUAUCAAAAACUUGAAUACUGUGAGAAGAAGUGAAUUUUCAGUUGACGAAUCAGCAUCUUGUUCCCAUGGUGAUAACACUAAUUGAAUAUAUCUAUGAGGGCAUGUAUUAGUUAAUGGAAAAAAAAAUACAACACUAACAAUACAUAGCUGCAAUGUGUACAAUGGCUGAUUUAAUUAAAUAAAAUGUACAAGUGUUAAAUGUG